CAUAAAGUAUAACUAAACCUAGUCUGUGGUUGCUUUUUCCAGAGUAAAUAUAUUCUUUGACAAUUGACUCUUAUACUUAUUUCUUUCAUGUCAAAAUGGCUGCCGCGCAGGAGGUGAGACGCGAACCAAUCCAAGCCGUACAAGUAUUCGGGCGCAAGAAAACCGCCACAGCGGUCGCAUACUGCAAGCGUGGUCAUGGAGUCCUUAAAGUAAACGGACGUCCUCUGGAGCUGGUUGAACCUAGACUACUCCAGUAUAAACUUCAGGAACCUAUCCUUCUUCUUGGCAAGGAAAAGUUUGCAGAUGUAGACAUCAGAGUUACAGUGAAGGGUGGUGGUCAUGUCGCACAGGUCUAUGCAAUCAGACAAGCUAUCUCAAAAGCACUCAUUGCAUUCUAUCAAAAAUACGUUGAUGAAGCAUCGAAGAAGGAGAUCAAAGAUAUCCUCGUCCAAUACGAUAGAAGUCUACUGGUAGCUGACCCCAGGCGCUGCGAGCCCAAGAAGUUUGGUGGUCCAGGUGCCCGUGCCAGAUACCAGAAGUCAUACCGUUAAUGUUGUUGGAGAGGCGCACGCUGUGUUAUUGCAUUGGUUUUAUGUGGGUCAGUGCAAUACCAUUGGGUGGUUUUAAAAAAUAAAAAAAAAUAUAAAACUG
Molecule: messenger RNA, 651 nt
Organism: Leptidea sinapis
Lineage: Eukaryota; Metazoa; Arthropoda; Insecta; Lepidoptera; Pieridae
Gene: RpS16
Product: 40S ribosomal protein S16
Exons: 5
Coding region: 96-551 (151 amino acids)
Biological process (GO): translation; maturation of SSU-rRNA from tricistronic rRNA transcript (SSU-rRNA, 5.8S rRNA, LSU-rRNA)
Cellular component (GO): ribosome; cytosolic small ribosomal subunit
Molecular function (GO): RNA binding; structural constituent of ribosome
Source: RefSeq, a predicted model, not a curated record